UUCAUAUCGAGUUAAUUCAUUCAUAGAGUGUUACCAUAUGAAAGAGAAGGACAAAAAAUUAGAUCGUAGCGGAGGGGAAAAUAGUAGGAGUAGUUGUAAGGGUUAUGUUAGGUUAGAAACGUUACGGCGUAUCGUUAAGAGGUUAUGAGACGUCGCGUAUUACUUCGCAAGGGAUUUUUACAUUACAACUUACUGAAAUACGCUUUCGUAGUUAAAUUAUAAAGAGAAAUAAUAGAAAUAUGUCUGUAGAUACAAAUACCGUGUCGUUCACUACAGCACCAGGCUUCUGUCCACAAUGUGGAUCAAUUCUUCCUUUGCUGGAUGAAAAAGGCCUUGUAUCUUGUUAUUGCUGCAAACGAAACUGGGGACCUCAAGUAUUCGGUAACAUGGCUAUGUCUUAUACUAUUCAUUUUCAAUCAAAGAAUGCUUACACUCGUUUAAAAGUAACCGAUGAGAACGAUGAGGAUGGUGAUGGUCCAAUAGUUGAACGUCGAUGUCCGCAGUGUCAAAAUGAAAAAAUGUCAUAUGCAACAUUGCAAUUAAGAUCAGCCGAUGAAGGACAAACUGUGUUUUACACAUGUACUAAGUGCAAAUUCAAAGAAACAGAAAAUUCAUGAUUUGAGUAUGUUUUGGGUUUUAGCCUUUUCAAAGUAAAGAAUUAUAAAUAUGGGAGUUUAAUUCAUUUGAAUACAAUUGCACUCUCUUCUAAUAAAACAUAGAAUUUUAUUUAUGAUACAUUCAACAAAUGAUGAAUGAGGAGGGUAUAAGUAUUUUUAUAACUCUACAGGGUCAAUAGUACAAUUUUGUUAUAACAAUAUAUGGGUAUCUUAAUUAAAUGGUAAUUAAGUAAUUUGAUAUAUACAGUAUGUCAGCAUAAAAGGUAACAAUUAUCUUAAUAAAUUCAUUUUGAUCCACUUUUAAAACUGUUAUGACGUAGUGGUCCUUCGAUUAAAAAAUCUUAUUAGUCAUAAAUUUUUUCUUCGAUAAUUCUCCUUCUUUAUACGUCUCAUUUGACGUUAACACACUGUUAGUUGCCCACAUUCUAAUAAUAUUUUAUAAUAGAUAUGCUAUCUUGUGUCACAAGAAAAAGGUUUUCAUAAACUAAUAGAGGAACUUUAUGUGAACUCUGAGUAGUAAAAUUCUAAGAAUUUGAUUUUGUAUUUUAAAAACUUACAUUUGCAAUUUCUUGCGAGGGCAUUCUUAUUAUUGGACUUAUAUAUAGUCAACUUUGUUUCAUAUUAUUAAUACAUAAUA
Molecule: messenger RNA, 1254 nt
Organism: Polistes canadensis
Lineage: Eukaryota; Metazoa; Arthropoda; Insecta; Hymenoptera; Vespidae
Gene: RpI12
Product: DNA-directed RNA polymerase I subunit RPA12
Exons: 3
Coding region: 240-617 (125 amino acids)
Biological process (GO): DNA-templated transcription; termination of RNA polymerase I transcription
Cellular component (GO): RNA polymerase I complex
Molecular function (GO): DNA-directed RNA polymerase activity; nucleic acid binding; zinc ion binding
Source: RefSeq, a predicted model, not a curated record